AUGUUCGCAGCAGCCACUAAGAACUUUGUGAAGCAGGUCGGGGACACGGGGAGGUUGAUCCCCGUUCCGAGCCUGAGCGAGGCCGACCGCUACCAGCCCCUCAGCCUGGUGACGAGGAAGAGGAAGAGGCAUUUCUGGAAGAAGAACAAGUACGCCUCAACCCCUUUCUCCCUGAAAGACAUCCUGGUAGGGGAGAAAGAGAUCACAGCAGGAGUGUCUUCUUAUCAGCUCCUCAACUACGAGGACAAAUCGGACGUAGCUCUCAAUGGCCGAUUAGGAAACCACCUCAUCAACGAUGUGGGGUUCAACAUCAGCGGGUCGGACUCUGUGGCCGUCAAAGCCUCCUUCGGCAUUGUGACCAAACACGAGCUGGAGGUGCCCACCUUACUGCGAGAACUCAACUCCAGGAAAGUGGACCUGGAUCACUGCCUGGUCCGUCAGUCCAAGGAGAGCAGACGCAGUGUUCUUUGUGUCGUUGUGGAGAGCAUCCGCACCACACGUCAGUGCUCCCUGACCGUCCACGCCGGGAUGAGAGGGACCACCAUGAGGUUUCAGAUCGACGACGGCAGAAAUCCCAAAGGUCGGGACAAGGCCAUUGUCAUCCCGGCUCACACCACCAUCGCCUUCAGCAUCUGCGAGCUGUUUGUUCGACUGGACGGACGCCUUGAUAUUUGUGUCGCUCCGGAGUCUCAAGGUGGGUUUGAGCGGGAGCAGAUCAGGGAGCAGCUCGGGGGUUUCAUCGGUCACUUCUCCAUGGGUCGACUGCGGCGGUUCCUGUCUGGAAUCAUCUACGGGAACCCCUUCAGAGCAGAAAACAGAACAUUUGAGGAGCUCACCCACUCCGACACCUACAUGGACGACAUGGUCACCGACUACUACGAGAAAGCAGCCAGCAUGACGGACGUGUCCACUGCCUACCUGAGAGAAAGCUCCCACACGCGGGCCAACCUCCUCAAACACAACAUCCCCAAGGGGCCCUGCGCCCUCUGCGGCAUGGGCAAUCAGAAGCGGGAAACCGUUUACGGCUGUCUGGAGUGCUCGACCGGGGGGCAGAAAUAUGUCCGGCUGCAUGUCGUGCCUUGUUUCGACCUCUGGCACAAAACGCUGAGGUGA
Molecule: messenger RNA, 1113 nt
Organism: Morone saxatilis (striped sea-bass)
Lineage: Eukaryota; Metazoa; Chordata; Actinopteri; Moronidae
Gene: pjvk
Product: pejvakin
Exons: 6
Coding region: 1-1113 (370 amino acids)
Biological process (GO): programmed cell death
Cellular component (GO): cytoplasm
Source: RefSeq, a predicted model, not a curated record